AUGCGAGAAAGAGAAUGGAAUGAUUGGCAACAUGAAUGUCUUACUUUACCAGCAAUUAAAGAAGAGAAGAAUCUCAUUUAUAUGUUGCCAACCAGUGGAGGUAAAACACUUGUUGCUGAAAUCUUGAUAUUUAAAAGACUAUUAUGCAAUAAACAAAGUGCAUUGUUCAUUCUACCUUACAUUUCAAUUGUUCAAGAAAAAAUCAAAUCGCUUUCUCCUUUUGCACUUGAAUUAGAUUUUCUAAUAGAAGAAUAUGCCGGAAGCAGGGGAAGAUUUCCACCCGUAAAAAGACGUAAACGGCAGACUUUAUUCAUUGCAACCAUUGAAAAAGCUCAUUCAUUAAUAAAUUGCUUUCUUGAAUCAAAUAGAACUGAAGAAUUGGGUCUUGUAGUAGUAGAUGAAGUAAGUUUUUUUUAAGUAUUUAUGAUACUAUUUUAAACAUAAGUAAAUUAUAAACAUCAAUAAUAUAUCAAAAACAUGAAUAAAUUGUAACAAAUAUGAAUAUAAAAAUCAGUAAACUAUAAAAAACAAGUUUGCAUGUAUGUUGAAGUAACAACUCUCAACAGAUCUUUCUUUAGAAUAUUGUUGGAAACCAGUUAGUUCCAGUGAAAACUUUACUACAAGUGGGCGUGAAAUUCUAGAUUUCCACAGUAACUUAAAGAAAAGAUCAGUUGUGAAUUGUCACUUUGUCAUUAAGGAGUUAUUUUAUUAUGAACGUUAACUUGUUUUUUUUAUACAUUUCUUAAGACUAUAUAUACAAAAUGAGUCAGUUCCAUUCUGUCCCUUCACACACUGUUUGAGGUAAUAGCAAUUCCAUGGCGGAGUUGACUUUUUAUUGUAGGCUACUCAUAAACCACACAAUGCAA
Centruroides sculpturatus (bark scorpion) is the source of this 866-nucleotide messenger RNA. Its product is annotated as helicase POLQ-like. The record is from RefSeq and is a predicted model, not a curated record. NCBI's taxonomy places the organism in Eukaryota, Metazoa, Arthropoda, Arachnida, Scorpiones, Buthidae. The transcript has 3 exons. Bases 1 to 417 code for a protein of 138 amino acids. Gene Ontology annotation, molecular function: nucleic acid binding; ATP binding.